CGGGUCGGGUAUUUUAAUGUGUGGACGGAUCGAUAGCGAACGAGGUUCGGUUUAGAAGCUUGGACUGAAAUGCCCGUCUGCUUGCCUACCUUUCCAAUGCAGCAGUCGGCUGUGGGGCAGCCCGAGGACGGAAACUGAGACCCCCACCCGCUCUAUCUUCUGUCCCUCCCAGGAUCGCGUAAGCCCCGCUUGGCGCUCCUUUGGGUGGGGGGACUCAGCAGUGAAGCAGUUAAGGCACGCCAGCCGUAGCUCCAGCCCCCGGAGCCAGAGCCAGCGUGGUGGGGGGAUGCUCCUCCGUUAUCCUGGCUUCCCCAGGCAAAAGUCACGUUGCUUUGGGCAGGAGAGGAGUCGUGAAGCGACCUCGGGUUUAGCAUUCUCUUUCUCCUCCUGCUAAAAGCGGUGGAAGGAUGGGGAGAGUCCUGCCUGGAACAAGGGACCAGUUCGGGCAGCGUGUAGAGAGCGCCGAGCGGGACUUUCCAGCGACAGCUCCUGAAUAAUUGAGAGCCAGCAGCCACUUUGCUGCUUCCCAGGCAGCCCAAUUGGCACAGCAGCUCUGGUUUACAGCUCCUGAUCUGGACCGGGAUGGGAGGAGGUCGCUUUCCAGCUGAAGAGCUGCAGGAGGCUCAUCAGGCAAAGAGAAGAGGAGGGUGACACAGCUCUGAAGGCAGCCCUGUUGGAUCCCCAUAUCUGCUCCAAACGUUGUGCCCAUUGCCUUUCAUUGCCACUUUGUAGCAACAACAGCAGAGUGCACUCCCGGCCACCAGCCCACCAUGGCCUUGAUCGUGCGUUUGAAGAAGGUCACCAACCUGAGAGGCAAAGCGGACAGGAUAGCCAAAGUGGCUUUCAGAGGUCUCUCAUUCUACACUCGAGUGCUUGAGAACUGUGAGAAUGAAGCUUCAUUUGAUGAGACAUUCCGAUGGCCCAUUGCAAGCAGCAUUGAUGUCAAUGAGAUGCUGGAGAUUCAGGUGUUUAACUACAGCAAGGUCUUCUCCAACAGACUCAUUGGUAUAUUCCAGAUGGUCCUGCAGAAAGUGGUGGAAGAAGGACAAUUGAAUGUGACUGACACCUUGAUCGAUGACAACAAUGUGUCCAUUCAAACCAGUGUUUCCAUUGAGAUUCGGUACCAGGCCAUGGAUGGCAGUGUUGGGGUGUGGAAUGAUGAUGAAUUCUUGGAGAGUCCCAGGGUCCAUCCAGAUGGUGAUCCCUAUGAAACUGAUGUCCUGCUUCCCAGCCACAGACAGUCAAGCAAGACCAGCACUGCAGAGAAAGCCUUCCGAAGGCAAGAAGAUGAUGAAUUGUAUUACCAUAGUGAUGAUGAACUGCUGGGUGAGGGAGAUACCGUCAGCCAAGGGUCUUUGAAUGCCAGCAGGCUGUCAGGAGUCCAGAAAAAGCGCCAUAAUGGGUACAAAUCUGUAGCCAGUGAUGACCACAAAAACUCCAGAGAUAAAAUCAAGGGAAAAGAGAAAAAACAUCACCAUCUGCCAUUCAGAGCUGGGAGAGGAGUCUUUUCAGCCAUGAAGUUGGGCAAAACACGUCCCUCAAAAGAUGAUCAUCACCGAAAGCAAGAUCAACCAGCUAUCUUGGAAGCAGAAGAUCUGGACCGUAAAGCAAUACGGCUUGGAGGUGGCCUGGAUCCAGAUACCAUCUCCCUGGCAUCAGUAACAGCUGUGACCACCAAUGUGUCUAAUAAGAGAUCCAAGCCAGAUAUUAAAAUGGAGCCCAGCGCAGGAAGACCAAUGGACUACCAGGUCAGCAUCACAGUAAUUGAAGCGCGGCAGCUGGUGGGGCUCAACAUGGAUCCUGUGGUGUGUGUGGAAGUGGGAGAUGAGAAGAAGUACACAUCCAUGAAGGAAUCAACUAAUUGCCCCUAUUAUAAUGAGUAUUUUGUAUUUGACUUUCACAUUCCCCCAGAUGUCAUGUUUGAUAAAAUCAUCAAAUUAUCGGUGAUUCACUCCAAGAACAUCCUGCGCAGUGGAACCUUGGUGGGUUCUUUCAAAAUGGAUGUGGGAACUGUUUACACUCAGCCAGAGCAUCAGUUCUACCACAAGUGGGCCAUCUUGUCUGACCCGGAGGACAUCACGGCUGGGCUGAAAGGCUACGUGAAGGUUGACAUCGCAGUGGUGGGCAAAGGAGAUAAUAUUAAGACUCCACACAAAGCUAAUGAGACAGAUGAGGAUGAUAUUGAAGGGAACCUACUGCUUCCAGAUGGAGUUCCUUCAGAAAGGCAAUGGGCCCGCUUCUAUAUUAAGAUCUAUCGGGCAGAGGGGCUUCCACGGAUGAACACUAGCAUCAUGGCCAAUGUGAAGAAAGCUCUCAUUGGGGAAAACAAAGACCUGGUGGAUCCUUAUGCCCAAGUGUUUUUUGCUGGACAGAAGGGGAAAACUUCUGUCCAGAAGUGCAGCUAUGAACCUGUUUGGAAUGAGCAGAUAGUUUUCACAGAGAUGUUUCCCCCCCUCUGCAAAAGGAUCAAGGUCCAGAUCCGAGAUUCUGAUAAGGUCAAUGAUGUGGCUAUUGGAACCCAUUUCAUCGAUCUGAGGAAGAUCUCCAAUGAAGGAGACAAAGGUUUCUUGCCCACAUUCGGCCCUGCCUGGGUAAACAUGUAUGGGUCCACCCGCAACUAUACCCUGAUGGAUGAGCACCAGGACUUGAAUGAAGGUCUGGGUGAAGGAGUCUCCUUCCGAGCCCGUUUACUUCUUGGUCUAGCAGUAGAGAUCUUGGAUACCAGCAACCCUGACAUCACCAGUUCCACAGACGUUCAAACUGAAUUAGCAACUCCUGUCACUGAUAGCUGCACAGGCAAGAUGGAGGAGUUUUUCCUCUUUGGAUCCUUCCUGGAGGCUACCAUGAUUGACAGGAAGAAUGGAGACAAACCAAUCAAUUUUGAGGUCACAAUAGGCAAUUAUGGCAAUGAAAUUGAUGGUAUGUCCAGGCCCACCAUCAAGAAGAAGAAAGAUGGUGGGGAUGGCAAUGAGGAGGAAUCUGAGCUGCUACAGAAUGACAGUGAUGAGGAAGUCAAUAUUGAUGGGGAAUUUUUCUCAAUCUCUACUUCUCCGGCCAUGAAACCAUUGAUUACUGACAGGAACUAUUUUCAUUUACCGUAUUUUGACAAGAAACCUUGUAUUUAUAUCAAGAGUUGGUGGCAGGACCAGAGACGACGUUUGUACAAUUCAAAUAUCAUUGACAAGAUUGCAGACAAGCUGGAAGAAGGCCUCAAUGAUGUGCAUGAGAUGAUCAAAACUGAAAAACCACACCCAGAGCGCCGUCUCCGAGGAGUGCUGGAGGAACUGAGCAGUGGAUGUGUGAGAUUUGUGUCUCUCUCCAACAAAGAUCAAAACCACUCUUCGCGGACACGUCUGGACCGGGAAAGGCUGAAAUCCUGCAUGCGAGAACUGGAAACGAUGGGCCAGCAAGCGAAGACCAUGAGAUCUCAGGUUAAGAAGACCACUAUCAGGGACAAGUUGAAGCAAUCCCAAAACUUCCUGCAAAAGCUGCGGUUCCUUGCAGAUGAGCCUCAGCACAGCAUUCCUGAGAUCUUCAUUUGGAUGAUGAGCAAUGGCAAGCGCAUCGCCUAUGCCCGCAUCCCCUCCAAGGAUAUCCUGUACUCCAUUGUGGAUGAGGAAACAGGCAAAGACUGUGGAAAAGUGAAGACGGUUUUCCUCAAGUUACCUGGGAAAAGGGGAUUUGGGCCAGCUGGCUGGACUGUACAAGCCAAAAUGGAAAUUUAUUUGUGGCUAGGACUCAACAAACAGAGGAAGGAUUUCCUCAGUGGCCUACCCUGUGGCUUUGAGGAGAAGAAACUUCCUGCGGGACAAGGUCUCCCAACUUUCCCACCCAUCAGCCUCCUCUAUACCAAGAAACAAGUCUUCCAGCUCCGAGCCCAUAUGUACCAGGCCAGGAGUUUGUUCGCUGCAGAUAGCAGUGGCCUUUCUGAUCCUUUUGCCCGGGUUUUCUUUAUCACUCAAGGUCAAUGCACUGAGGUCUUGAAUGAAACACUUUGUCCUACCUGGGACCAACUGCUGGUGUUUGACAAUGUUGAGCUAUAUGGGGAAGCACAUGAGAUGCGGGAUGACCCUCCCAUUAUUGUCAUUGAAAUCUAUGAUCAGGAUACAGUGGGGAAGGCUGACUUCAUGGGACGAACAUUUGCCAAACCUGUGGUAAAGAUGUCAGAUGAGGAAUAUUGCCCUCCACGUUUUCCGCCUCAGUUGGAAUAUUACCAGAUCUAUCGGGGUAAUUCAACUGCUGGAGAUCUACUGGCUGCCUUUGAACUCCUUCAGAUUGGACCAGCUGGGAAAUCAGACCUGCCUCCCAUCGAUGGACCCACAGAUAUGGACCGGGGUCCUAUCUUGCCUGUCCCUCUGGGGAUUCGCCCUGUUCUGAGCAAAUACCGAGUAGAGAUUUUGUUCUGGGGAUUGAGAGACCUGAAACGAGUGAACUUGGCCCAGGUGGAUAGACCUCGAGUGGACAUUGAAUGUGCUGGAAGAGGGGUCCAGUCAUCUCUCAUCCAGAACUAUAAGAAAAAUCCCAAUUUCAGCACUUUGGUCAAAUGGUUUGAAGUGGAUCUGCCUGAAAACGAACUCCUACAUCCACCCCUCAAUAUUCGUGUAGUGGAUUGCCGUGCCUUUGGGCGUUACACCCUUGUGGGGAGCCAUGCUGUCAAUUCUUUACGGAAGUUCAUCUAUAGACCUCCAGAUAAGAAGUCUCAGCACUGGAGCACUGCAGCUAAACUUAUGAACGCCUAUGUGAUUCUUGCAAAUGGGGGGCCCUACUCUCACCCCACAGGUGAAAUUGUGGUUAACAUGGAGCCAGAGAUUCCCAUCAAGAAGAUGGAGACCAUGGUGAAGUUGGAAGCGAAUUCUGAUGCUGUUGUGAAGGUGGACGUGACAGAAGAAGAGAAGGAGAAAAAGAAGAAAAAGAAGAAAGGAAAUGCAGAAGAAGCUGAGGAUGAGGAGCCUGAUGAGAGCAUGCUGGACUGGUGGUCCAAGUAUUUUGCUUCCAUUGAAACUAUGAAGCUACUUCGGCAGCAAGAGGCAGCUGCAGCAGAAGCUGAAGAGAAAGAAGAGAUGGACACCACUGAGGAAAUGAGACUUGAUGACUCUCCUCUCAAAGGCAUAAAAGCCCAAGGAAAGACCAAAGACAAAGUCAAAUUAUCCAAAGAGGACAAAAAGAAAAAACAGCAGCAGCAGCAGCAGCAGCAGCCAGAUGCCUUUGAAAAGAAGAACAAGCAGAAGAUUGAUGAGAUGAAGGUAUAUCCCAAAGAACUGGAGACAGAAUUUGAUAAUUUUGAGGACUGGCUGCAUACUUUCAACCUCCUUCGUGGGAAGAUUGGAGAUGAUGAUGACAAUUCUGCAGAUGAGGAUCGCAUUGUGGGAAGAUUCAAGGGGUCCCUGUCUGUUUAUAAAGUGCCUCUUCCUGAUGAUAUCACCAAGGAGGCUGGAUAUGACCCUACUUUUGGCAUGUUCCAAGGAAUUCCAAGCAAUGAUCCCAUCAAUGUGUUGGUCCGGGUCUACAUUGUGAGGGCUACUGAUUUGCAUCCUGCUGACAUCAAUGGCAAAGCUGAUCCUUAUGUUGUCAUCAAACUGGGAAAGACAGAUAUCAAAGACAAGGAGAAUUACAUCUCUAAACAGCUGAACCCAGUCUUUGGAAAAUCCUUUGACAUUGAGGCUACUUUCCCCAUGGAAUCCAUGUUGACAGUGGCUAUUUAUGAUUGGGACUUGGUGGGCUCGGAUGAUCUGAUUGGUGAGACAAAGAUAGAUCUGGAGAACCGGUACUACAGCAAGCAUAGAGCAACAUGUGGCAUUUCUUGGACCUAUGCUCUCCAUGGAUACAAUAUGUGGCGAGAUCCUCAAAAGCCUAGCCAAAUCCUAUCCAAGCUUUGUAAAGAAGGUAAAGCUGAGGGUCCCCACUAUGGCCCUGGAGGCAGGGUGAAGGUGACCAAUCGAGUCUUCACUGGUCCCACUGAAGUGGAGGAUGAAAAUGGUCAGAAAAGGCAGACAGAUGAACAUCUGGCACUAACUGUGUUGCACCACUGGGAGGAAAUUCCCCGUGUGGGCUGCAAAUUAGUGCCUGAGCAUGUGGAAACAAGGCCAUUGCUGAACCCAGACAAGCCAGGCAUUGAGCAGGGACGGCUGGAGUUAUGGGUGGACAUGUUCCCGAUGGACAUGCCGGCACCAGGCCCUGCCAUUGACAUCUCACCAAGGAAACCAAAGAAAUAUGAACUUAGAGUAAUAAUCUGGAACACUGAUGAGGUAGUCCUGGAGGACGAUGAUUACUUCACUGGCGAGAAAUCCAGUGACAUUUUUGUCCGGGGGUGGCUGAAGGGCCAGCAAGAAGACAAACAGGAUACUGAUGUCCACUACCAUUCACUGACAGGAGAGGGCAAUUUCAAUUGGCGCUACAUCUUUCCUUUCGACUAUCUUGCAGCUGAAGAAAAGAUUGUAAUUUCUAAAAAAGAGUCUAUGUUCUCCUGGGAUGAAACUGAAUACAAGAUUCCAGCCCGACUCACAUUACAAGUGUGGGAUGCUGAUCACUUUUCUGCUGAUGACUUCCUCGGAGGCAUUGAGCUUGACCUGAACCGCUUCCCACGUGGUGCUAAGACAGCCAAGCAGUGCAGCAUGGAGCUGGGAACUGGUGAAAUAGAGGUGCCCAUAAUCUCUAUCUUCAAGCAGAAGAGGGUGAAGGGCUGGUGGCCCUUUUUGACUCGAAACGAGAACGAUGAAAUGGAGAUGACGGGUAAAGUGGAAGCUGAGCUUCAUUUACUGACAGCUGAGGAAGCUGAGAAAUGUCCAGCUGGAUUGGCGCGUAAUGAGCCAGAUCCAUUAGAAAAACCCAAUCGCCCAGACACAUCCUUCAUCUGGUUCCUGAACCCACUCAAGUCUAUCAGAUACCUCAUUUGUACCCGUUACAAAUGGCUCAUUAUCAAGAUUAUUCUGGCCCUUCUACUUCUCAUCAUGGUGGCCCUUUUCCUUUACUCCAUGCCUGGUUAUAUGGUCAAGAAGCUUCUGGGAGCAUGAGACAGCUGCCCUAUUCUCCCAUUUCAAAGCUGAGUGUCAGCAACAACCUUUCAUUUCUGUUUGAUGGCUUCCAUGUGUAUUUUUGGACCUUUUGGGGGAGGGAUUUUGGAAGCAGGAGGAGUCAGAAUCAGAAUUGCUUUAUUGUUUUUUUAUGACUUGAAAAAGGGAAAGUGUCCUUCCUUCCCAAAGUUCACUGUAAGUUCUCUUUUCAGCUGUUUCCUCCAGUCUCUUCAACAACUUAAUGCCUUCCCUCCCACAUUUAUUUGUUGUUGCCUCAAUUUCAGUGUCCUCCGUGAAUGAAUUAAUCUUAAAUGGAAUUACCUUGACAACCAUAAUUCCAUUUUGUGUGGACUGCAUUUAUCCCAUCUCUCCCUUCUUUCUUUGUUAUUGUUUUCUCCCUUUGCUGAUGUCACAAAGUAUGUCUCCCCAAAAAGCUGAAAUUUCAAAGGAUUCCUGUUCAUAUUAGAUUUGGAGUGAUCGGCUACUUAAGAAAUCUUGGCAUAUUUUCUUGGAAUCUGAUGCUGCAGUUUCCCCUUAUUAAGAAAAGAGAUUGCCCCUGCUUCCCUGACUGUGUAACAGUUUAUUGCAAUGGAAAGUGGGAAAGCUUGCCCUUCCAAGGUUUUGCAUGAAAACAGCUAACAGAUUCUUAGCUUCAGGCAACUAAACAAGAUAAGCAUUUUGUUUUGUCAGAGUGUGUAAAGUAAUGGCAAGAGUGUGAACUGCAAUGGCCCCAAGCUAUGGGUUCAGUUCAGAUAAUAGGCAAAUUAUUAUUUUCCUCAUUUUAGUUCCUUCUUUACAAUUUGUUGUGAGGUGCAUGUUAUACCAAAACAAACUAAAAUUGACACACUUUAAGACCUAAUUGUUAAAUAAAAAGAGCAUGCAGUUUGUGCUUAAUCCUGAAACAUUCAAUGCUUUAAAAAUAUCCUAGAAUCAUUACAGAAACGUUGCUUGGAUAUUCACCUGUGUACACAUUUAUACUCCAUUAAUGCAAUUGGGAAAUAAAAGAAUUUCCAUUUUUUUAGAUGACCAUUAUAAUGGGAUUGGUUGUGAUCUUUAGACAGGGUUUUUUAUAUUUUCCAGUUGGAACAACUGGGAAAUCAAGCUUUGAAGAAGAACACAGUGGAAAGGCAAUGUUUCAUGGAAGGCCAAGAAGUUCUUUUGAACUUCUAAUUAUCGGGUACAAAGCUGGGUAAACAGCUGCAUUUUACGGUAUGUAAUUUAUCAGGAAGUAGAAUCAGUUGCUGAGACAAAUAACAUCCAGAAUAAGGAGUAUGGUGAAGCUGAGGAACAUGUUAUAAUGUCAUAUCCUAUUUUAAUGGCAAAUUAUAUCAUUUUGAAGUAUGGGUCAGCUAGUGAGGCCAUCUGCAUAGGAUGAGGGCAGGAAGGAUGGAGUGAAAUAUCCAGCUUGGCCUAUUAAACUCAGACUAUGUUGUAGGAAUGUAGGUAAUACCAAGUGAUACAGAAGGAUAACUAACAUGGGCAGUUCACGUUAUUAUUUAAUAAAACUGGGUAAUCUUUUCAAAGCUCAUACAUAUUUAGUUCAAUCUAUCCUCCCAUACACAUUCAGUCCUCUCCAACAGAGAGGAUCGUUUAAGAGCUUCUUUCUUAAUUCAACAGUCCAGUGCUCAUAAGCAUCAACUCUUUAAUAUGAACACACUAAGAUGCUGUUCAUCUUAUUCUCAUUCUACCUGAUCAUUAACCUAUUGUCCCUACUAGGGUUGGUAUCCGUUCCUAACCAUUAUGGCACCAAAAUGCUGAAUUGUGUGUGAUGGUACAAAUUCUGUCACUUUGUACUUGCAUCAUGCAUUGGAGCGUGCAGGCUGUGAUGUCACAACCACAUUUUAUCACAUGCUACCCUGCCCCCAUGCCUGGUACCUAGGAGACAUAAUGUGUAUGUCAAGUGUGAAUGUGGAUUUUAGAUCACUAACACAUUUUCUUGCAAGCAAUUGCAGAAGCAUGCGGGGGAGGGGGGCAGCUACAACUCUUUCUAGUUCCUAAUGAUAAAUUAUAACUGUUAGUCUUGCAUAAUGAUUUAGAUACCUCUCCCAAACAUAUGCUCGAUACUAUACCAUACUAUAGUAUCAUAAGGCAGUGGUCCCCAACCUUUUUGACACCAUGGACUGGGUUUUUUUUGGGGGGGGGAUGGUUUCAGUUUCGCUCACCGUUCAACUCCAGCUGUGUGAUCUGGUUCCUAACAGGACAUAGACCGGUACUGGUCCAUGGCCCAAGGGUUGGGGAUCCCUUCAUAAGGGGCCUGCAAUAGCUAAUACUAGCAAAAAAUCUGACUUGUCAGGAGGCAAAGAUAGCUUACAAGUUGGAAGGAGAUGUGAUGUCCUAGCUUUAAUUUAUCAGAUUUCUAGGAAAAAAAAUAGCACAAUUGCACUGCCUUUUGGCUGCUCUCUCUCACAGCAUAGCACAAGUGAAGUUUCUAUAUUUCAUGCUUAUUAUUUUCUGGGUUGUGUGAAAACUGUUGAUUUUAUUUCCUUACAGUUGUGGUGGGGUGUCUGAUAUUGGUAGGGAUAUUUUUCUGUGCACUGUUAAUAUAGCAUCUCUGGAUUAAGAAAAAAUCUGUAAAUUCUUUAAUAAAAAUGGAUCACUGAAAGCAACAGAUUCCUAUGUAUAAUAAUGGCAUAGGGGAGAA
Messenger RNA from Crotalus tigris (Tiger rattlesnake), 9651 nucleotides. It is a transcript of the gene OTOF, whose product is annotated as otoferlin. The record is from RefSeq and is a predicted model, not a curated record. Bases 771 to 7010 code for a protein of 2079 amino acids. The transcript has 50 exons. Gene Ontology annotation, biological process: synaptic vesicle priming; plasma membrane organization. Gene Ontology annotation, cellular component: synaptic vesicle membrane; presynaptic active zone membrane. Gene Ontology annotation, molecular function: calcium ion binding; AP-2 adaptor complex binding. NCBI's taxonomy places the organism in Eukaryota, Metazoa, Chordata, Lepidosauria, Squamata, Viperidae.